UUGUGUGGUGGUUUUGCUGUCGCCGAGGCUCAGAUGUGAGGGGAGCGCUCACCGUCUGCCACUCGUUUCCAUUGGAACAGACAAAGGCUCCGAGGGCUGGCGGGGGAUGCCGAGCUCAGGCCGGAAGAUGUCUGUUUCUAAUGUUUGGAAGAUGAAAUAGCAUAUCGCCAUGCAGCAUAGGACUGUUGGGACAGACUGAUGAAGCCGAUAGUGGUUUGCGGGAGGACACAGGCGCCACGCGGCGAUUGAUAAGAGUAUGUGGGGUUCUGGUUUCGCCUCGUCCCGACCUUGUGUGGUUGAACUCGGGCGGAAUCACAGUGUGCCCUUGGGGAUAUGUGGUUCCGACGAGCCUCACUCUCUUUAUGGCUAUAUCGUCGCAAUCCCUUUACGGGACUACGGUGGGAUCAUGUCGGGAUUGGGGUCGGAUUCCUGGUGGAAGAAGACCAUCUAUAUCACCGGCGGUGCCCUCCUCGCCGCUGCUGCCUAUCUAUUACAUGAGCUGCUCGCCAUCAGGAAGGAGCAAGAGUUGGACUCUAAAGAUGCCAUCAUCCUCCAUCAGUUCUCAAGGCCAAACACGGGGGUCCCCAGCCUCUCACCAUUCUGCCUCAAGAUGGAGACCUACCUACGCAUGGUUGACCUGCCCUAUCAGAACUACUUUGAUGGGAAGCUCUCUCCACAGGGCAAGAUGCCAUGGAUUGAGUAUAACCGGCAGCAGGUGUCGGGGUCAGAGUUCAUCAUUGACUUCCUGGAAGAGAAGCUGGGCGUCAACCUCAACAAGAACCUCAGUCCCCAGGAAAGAGCCGUGUCCCGGGCUGUCACCAAGAUGGUGGAGGAGCACCUCUACUGGACAAUAGCCUAUUGCCAGUGGGUAGACAACCUGGAGGAGACCCAGAAGAUGCUGUCAGUCACUGGUCCUCUCGGUGACAUGCUAAAGUGGAUCCUCAGCCACCUGAACAGCAGCAUGGUGCAAAGGGAGAUGUACGGUCAUGGCAUCGGACGCUUCUCCAAGGACGACGUCUACAAGCUGAUGGAGAAGGACAUGCGCACGCUGGCCGAACUACUCGGAGAUAAGAAGUACUUCAUGGGACCUAAAAUGUCGACAGUAGACGCUGCUGUGUUUGGUCACCUGGCCCAGGCCAUGUGGACACUACCUGGCACACAACCUGAACAGCUCAUCAAAGGCGAGCUCGUCAACUUGGCCAUGUUCUGUGAGCGCAUGCGGAGAAAGUUCUGGCCUGAGUGGUUUGUGGACAUAGAGGACCUGUGCUAUGAUGGAGCAGACACUGACAGCAGCGAGGGCUCUCCUACAUGCCUGAUGGACUUUGGCCUGUUCUCCCGGACAGACACCAUGGAGGAGAGUGAAGCCUCUGACAAACACACACACUCACACACUCACUCCCCCAAUACGGACCACUCGCUGUUCGACUCAGACGUGGGCACGUGCUCGGAGAACGAGCCGCAGCUCAAGUGUGACCCUCCUAGUCCUGACCCCCCUAAUUCUGCCCCUUCCAACCCCAGUCCCAAACCUCCCAACCCUUGACCCAUCCUCAUCCAGUGAGGUGGGGUGGUUUUGGCUGAGGCGGUCAGACGGCAGGAACGUCAAACUAAUCAGGGCGCUGCUAUCUGGAUUGGCAUCAUAGAGCUACGGAACACAGAGACACAGUUCUCGCUUCUCCUGCUGCCCCUCCCUCUCUUCCAGAGAUCAGUGCUCACACAUGGAGGCACAGUUAUAUUCCAUGAUGACUGAAAACUAUAUCCUAACAAUGUAAUAUCAGUGCACUCAGACCAACUGGGUAUUUGUAUGCAGAGUGUAUAAAUCGAACCCCAUGUUACAUGCAUUGCAUUAUGAUUUCCUCACCCCUAGUGAUGGUGACAUUGCCAACAUGUCACAAUCACAGACGUUGCCUUAUUUGUGUCAGUUGUCCCAGGGUACAGGCUAGCGUGAAACAUUUUGAGAGAGAUUGUUGGUGGAAACAGGUGUGUCUGUCCAUGGAAUACAGGCGACACGGCUGUUUCUUAGAAAUGUAACUGGUGAAAGAGAGACCAUGAUGAUGGUGAUGGUAGCAGAAACAUGAAAUCACUGGAUUUUAGAGAACAGGGGUCAGUCAUUUGCUCAGAC
Molecule: messenger RNA, 2119 nt
Organism: Oncorhynchus kisutch (coho salmon)
Lineage: Eukaryota; Metazoa; Chordata; Actinopteri; Salmoniformes; Salmonidae
Gene: faxcb
Product: failed axon connections homolog, metaxin like GST domain containing b
Exons: 6
Coding region: 257-1540 (427 amino acids)
Cellular component (GO): cytoplasm
Source: RefSeq, a predicted model, not a curated record